AUGUCCUCGACUGAUAACCGCGACAUCCUGCUCGACUCUGGGCUGCCCAACGUCGACGCCAUGUCGCUCGACAACUACACAUUCCCCAAGGAACGAUUGAAGAAGACUCUCUCAAACCCCAAGAAGCAGCCUCUCGUGCUUGUAUCAUGUGGAUCCUUCUCCCCGCCAACAAAUCUACAUCUGCGCAUGUUUGAAGAGGCUGCCGACUACUGCGAGUUCGAGACCGACUACGAGGUUGUGGGCGGCUUCUUCAGCCCUGUCGGUGACGCCUACAAGAAAGCUGGACUGGCUUCCGCACAACACCGAAUCAACAUGACGAGGAUCGCUGUAGAGGACAGCUCGACUUGGAUUGGUGUUGACCCCUGGGAGCCGCUGCACAAGGAGUACCUCCCAACCGUCAAGGUACUCGACCACUUCGACCAUGAACUUAACGAGGUCAUGGGAGGCAUUACGAGCGAGAACGGCGAGAAGCGACGCAUCCACGUAGCGCUGCUCGCAGGCGCCGACCUAAUCCAAACCAUGAGCACACCGGGCCUCUGGGCUCGCGAGGAUCUAAGCAGAAUCUUGGGUCAUUAUGGUGCCUUCAUCCUCGAGCGUAGUGGUACUGAUAUCGACGAUGCGCUCGUACAGCUCCAGCAGUGGAGGGAGAACAUCCGCGUCAUCCCGCAACUUAUCCAGAACGAUGUCUCCUCCACCAAGAUCCGCCUCUUCCGCAAGCGGGGUAAGAGCAUCCGCUACUAUAUCCCAGACAAGGUCGUCGACUAUAUCUACGAACACGGCCUCUAUAGCGACGACGAGAAGAAAGCAGCCGACAAGGGCAAGGAGACAGCAUCCACCGAGGCUGUUGGGUCCUCACAGAGCGUUUCUGCCUCUUGA
Messenger RNA from Alternaria atra, 876 nucleotides. RefSeq lists its product as uncharacterized. Bases 1 to 876 code for a protein of 291 amino acids. Gene Ontology annotation, biological process: NAD+ biosynthetic process. The record is from RefSeq and is a predicted model, not a curated record. NCBI's taxonomy places the organism in Eukaryota, Fungi, Ascomycota, Dothideomycetes, Pleosporales, Pleosporaceae. Gene Ontology annotation, molecular function: nicotinate-nucleotide adenylyltransferase activity; nicotinamide-nucleotide adenylyltransferase activity. The transcript has 2 exons.